This is a messenger RNA of Daldinia caldariorum, 1092 nucleotides long. RefSeq lists its product as uncharacterized. The coding region runs from base 254 to 910 and encodes 218 amino acids. The record is from RefSeq and is a predicted model, not a curated record. NCBI's taxonomy places the organism in Eukaryota, Fungi, Ascomycota, Sordariomycetes, Xylariales, Hypoxylaceae. The transcript has 2 exons.
UUCCGAAGCAAGGAUGGCUACCUCUGAUGGUAUUUUAUCCCUCUCUUAGGAAGUUUGCCAGGUCUGCCAAACCGGGUAACAAGCCUUGCACGGGUCCCAUUACUACAGUGUCUAGCGCGGUUCUGGCGCUUAUUAGUCCCUUGUAAAUCCUUCCGAAUGCUAUGAGAAGACCAUCUCGACUUGUACAUAGUAGUAAAGUGUCCCCGUGGAUAAGGAAUAUCGCAUUUACCGAACGCCCCGGUAGUACGCCAUCAUGGCCGCAACGGAAUAUUCCGUAGAGGAAGACCUCGUCAGCUCGGUCACGGAGUACGUCAGGUCGUAUAUGUCGAAUUACGACGGCUCUCAUGAUUUCAACCACAUCAAACGCGUUGUAGGACUUGCCAAAUACAUCCAUCAUCACUCACCCGACACCAACUCGCGAGAUCCGCAGGUUAUCGUCUUAAGCGCCCUUCUACACGAUGUAGGAGACAAGAAAUAUCUACAGCCGGGUGAAGAUGCUUCAACCCUGGUAUGUGAGCUCCUUCGAUCUUUAGGUGCAGCGGAGCAACUUGCGAAGCGGGUUCAAGUAGUCUGCCUAGGUGUCAGCUAUUCGAGCGAGACCAAGGAUCCGGCUCGAGUUCAGGAUCUCAUCAAGACUCACCCCGAACUAGCUGUAGUUCAGGAUGCUGACAGGCUUGAUGCUAUUGGAGCAAUCGGUAUUGGAAGAGUCUUUACCUUCACUGGUGCUCGGACCAAGGCCUCCAUGGAUAAUGCCAUCCAGCAUUUCCACGACAAGCUGCUGAAACUUGAGAGCAUGAUGAAGACAGACGUCGGGCGAGAGCUUGCUAGAGCAAAAACCGAAAAGAUGCAAGAAUUCCUCAAGUGGUGGGACGAAGAAGAUGCCUUUUCUAGCAGCUUACCAACCCCUUAAUAUUUGCUCCAUUUCCCGCUAUUGCUAUUACCUAUAUAUUGUUUGCACAUAGCCUUCUAGGAUUACAAUUUGAAACCCUAUCUAUACCAGAGAGACUUUCGUCAAACCUAGGUAGCUGUUAUGCGUUUUUCUGCAGAGAAGAAACUGGCGCCUUCAUGAAAAGCAAUCAUGAAAGGCGCGUC